AUGCUGCGCCGUGUCCUUAGCGUGCCCGCGCCCUUCGCCGCCCGGUGCAUAUCCUCGACGCCGAUCGCCUAUGGCAUCGUCAAGCAGGAGGGCGUGCCCAACAAGCAGAACAUGGCCAAGCGCGCGAUGCCCGAGAAGCUCGACGGCACGAUCGACCAGUUCUUCCCGACCAUGUCGGUCCUCGACGGCAAGCCCGUGAAGCGUGUCGCGCCUGUCGUGGGCGGCGACUGGAAGGCGUGGAUGCUCCGCAACAAGUCGACGGAGGAUCUGCACAAGCUGUGGUACGUCUUGCUCAAGGAGCGCAACGCGCUCUUGACCGAGCAGGCCGAGUGCAGCUCGCGCAACCUCGCGUUCCCGAACCCGUUCCGCAAGUCCAAGGUGCGCAAGUCCAUGGCGCGCAUCAAGCUCGUCUUGCACGAACGCAGCCUCAUCCACCAGGCCAACCUGGCCGCGAAGCAAGAAUAG
Messenger RNA from Saprolegnia diclina VS20, 465 nucleotides. RefSeq lists its product as hypothetical. Gene Ontology annotation, molecular function: structural constituent of ribosome. NCBI's taxonomy places the organism in Eukaryota, Oomycota, Saprolegniomycetes, Saprolegniales, Saprolegniaceae. Gene Ontology annotation, biological process: mitochondrial translation. Bases 1 to 465 code for a protein of 154 amino acids. The transcript has a single exon. The record is from RefSeq and is a predicted model, not a curated record. Gene Ontology annotation, cellular component: mitochondrial large ribosomal subunit; mitochondrial ribosome.